Messenger RNA from Schistosoma mattheei, 1596 nucleotides. Lineage: Eukaryota; Metazoa; Platyhelminthes; Trematoda; Strigeidida; Schistosomatidae. The record is from the annotation of a GenBank genome assembly.
AUGAUCCCAACACCUGGGCAAAAUCCUUGGGGCACUACAGGUUCAGGAGGAAAUGCAUUUCUACAAAGCAACAAACCCCUCAUAGCUGAUUUAGCGCUUGCUGCUCUUAAAGAACGUGGUGAGGUGAAGAAGAAAAAGCUUUGUCCUCAAUUUCGAACAGAUCGUUCAUUAUGUUUGAUGACAAAGAAAAAUCCACUUAGAAGAGUUUGUAUAUGUAUAGUGGAUGCACGACCAUUUGAAUAUUUUAUAUUGGCAACGAUAUUAUGUAACUGUUUGGCACUGGCAUUCAAUCAUCCUUAUCCUGGAGAAGAUUCGAAUGCUGUAAAUCAGGUUUUGGAAAAAAUUGAACUUGCAUUUGUUAUAAUUUUUACAACUGAAUCCGCUUUAAAAAUUAUUGCCUAUGGAUUUGUCCUUCAUCAAGAUGCUUAUUUAAGGAAUUUUUGGAAUGUCCUAGAUUUCAGUAUAGUCUUAAUUGGUUUAUCAUCAAAAGCAUUGGAAAAUAUGAAUAUCGAUGUAAAAGCCCUUCGAGCAUUUCGAGUGUUACGACCGUUGAGACUACUUUCUGGUUUACCUAGCCUUCAGGUUGUGCUCAACUCUAUCAUUACCGCCAUGGUUCCAUUGCUGCAUAUUGCACUGCUUGUAAUUUUUGUCAUUAUUGUUUAUGCAAUUGUUGGCCUUGAACUAUUUCAGAGCAAAUUACACCUAACCUGUUAUAAAAAUUCAACACAUAAAAUUCCUGAGAUGAUGCCGAAUCCUCGACCAUGUACAUUUGAAACAUCAUCAAUGGGAUUUAAAUGCAGUGAACUUGGGCCAGAUUAUUUUUGUGCAGAUAUGUAUGGCAAAGAAGGAGAACGAUACACUGGACCUGAAGGUGGUAUCGUUAGCUUUGAUAAUUUUCUAUAUUCUAUGCUUACUGUUUUCGUGUGUAUUACAAUGGAAGGUUGGACUAGUACUGGGUAUUAUGUGUCUGAUGCUAUUGGUUCCUGGUGGCCUUGGAUUUAUUUUGUAACCCUUAUUCUACUUGGUUCAUUUUUCGUUAUGAAUCUUGUUCUUGGUGUACUAAGCGGUGAAUUCAGUAAGGAAAAAGAAAAAAUAGAUCGUACCUUAUUGUUUCGUAAAGAAAGACAAGAAAAACGUGAACAACAAGAUUAUAUGGGUUAUAAAGAAUGGAUUGAAUUAGCUGAGGAACUAAGUGAUUCUGAAGGUGAUGAUAAAGAAAGUCAAGAUAUAGAAUCAGUUGAUGGUGGUGAUGGGCUAAUUGAAGAGGAACCCGAGAUGCAUGUUGAGGAGGUAGUUAAAACACACUGUCAUAGCACAUUUCGCCGUUUAAGAAAAUUCCGUAAACGAACACGACGAGCUGUGAUAGCUUUUAUCAACAGUCGCCAAUGUUUUGCAUUAGUUAUUAUCUUGGUUUUUCUUAACACAGUAGUCUUAACCACUGAACAUCACAAUCAACCAGAAUGGUUAGAUGAAUUCCAAGAUUUCGCUAAUGUUGUAUUUGUGAUGCUAUUUACAAUGGAAAUGGUAAUUAAAAUGGGGCAUCUGGUUUCUCAGAUUAUAUUUCAAAACUGUUCAAUCGCUUCGACUUUUUUGUAG